This is a messenger RNA of Anisakis simplex (herring worm), 828 nucleotides long. Lineage: Eukaryota; Metazoa; Nematoda; Chromadorea; Rhabditida; Anisakidae. The record is from the annotation of a GenBank genome assembly.
AUGUGGGCGUUGGCUCGAGCGUCAUCUUGUAGUGUUCUGCGGUCACCGUUAUUCCAGUCUCGAACACAUGCAUCGUUGAUACGAACACUGAUGACACGGUCGCAAGGCCCAAGUCGCAAUCGUGAUGCAAUGUACUAUAUCGUAAGCCUGGGUGUUGUUGCCGUUGGGGUAACAUUCGCUGCAAUUCCUGCGUAUCGAAUAUUCUGCGAGAAAACUUCUUUUGGUGGACUCACUCAGAUAGCCAAAGAUUUUGAUCGUAUUGCAUCAAUGGAAAAGGUUGAGGAUCGUCUAAUUCGUGUACAGUUUAAUGCUGAUAUCCCAUCUUCAAUGCGCUGGCAAUUCAAGCCUCUUCAACAUGAGAUUUAUGUUCAUCCUGGUGAGACAGCGUUGGCAUUCUAUACAGCCUACAAUCCAACCGACAGACCUAUCGUUGGGAUCAGCUCAUAUAAUUUGACGCCUUUCCAGGCUGCCUAUUACUUCAACAAGAUUCAGUGCUUUUGCUUUGAAGAACAGAUUCUGAACCCGGGUGAAAAAGUAGAUUUGCCUGUUUUCUUUUAUAUCGAUCCAGAGUACGCAAAUGAUCCAGCGUUGGAAUAUCUGGAUAGUAUACUGCUCAGUUAUACAUUUUUUGAAGCAAAGUCAGAUUUGGUUCUACCGAGUCCGUUCGAUCCCAAGAAUCGACCGAGUGUUCAGGGCUUUCCUGAACCAAAAAAUCCGAAUAAACAAACCAAGAAUACCUCAAGCUUAAUUGAAGAGGGCGUUCCGAGGAAGAAGACUCAAAGUAUACCGAAAUCACCCCAAGCAUCCUUGUCGAAAGGAGAAGCCUAG